This is a messenger RNA of Cladophialophora immunda, 1773 nucleotides long. Its product is annotated as acyl-CoA thioesterase II. The transcript has a single exon. Gene Ontology annotation, biological process: acyl-CoA metabolic process; fatty acid catabolic process. NCBI's taxonomy places the organism in Eukaryota, Fungi, Ascomycota, Eurotiomycetes, Chaetothyriales, Herpotrichiellaceae. The record is from RefSeq and is a predicted model, not a curated record. Gene Ontology annotation, cellular component: peroxisomal matrix. Bases 428 to 1546 code for a protein of 372 amino acids. Gene Ontology annotation, molecular function: fatty acyl-CoA hydrolase activity.
AUGGCCUGGCUUUUCCUAUCCGUGCCGAGUGCCUGGACGGGCUCGCCGUUGCGACGAGCCUCGGCUGUUUGGCGACUUCGACCAAUGAUUUCUUCGGCCGAACCAACGCCCUCGACUUCUCAUGCUGCCAUCAGAUGCAAAUUGACCGAAGCGCACUCCUGAUGUUGUUCCGAGAUCUUGCAGACCAACCGAGAUUGAACGAUUUGUCGACUGCGGUUAUACUAGCAUCAUCCGACUGAGGCAACGAUACAACGAUAAGCACAAGCUCCGAAGACCAUAUUAACAGCAGCGGUCGUCCAUCGUCAGCCCACCCAGCCUUCUUACCUGCCUGCUCCCGUCAUAUCGACGUUGACUUGAGGUGCAGACAGAGAGGUAUCUGAUUGCCAUAGCCCCAACAAUUUUUCCCCGUUGACAUCUUCCUGCAACAAUGUCCAAACACGCAACGCUCAUCAAGCCUCCGAAAUCCCUCCCGCAUCACUCCCCCAUCGAAAACGUCCUCUCCCUCCUCCCCCUCAUUGACAUCGGUCCCGACAUCUACACCAACGCCCGGCCACUCUGGCACCCUCCUGGCGCAAGGGGAAUCUACGGCGGCGCGGCCAUUGCCCAAUGCCUCUCCGCCGCACAAGCCACGAUCCCGCCCGAUUUCACCGUCCAUAGCAUGCACUGUUACUUCGUGCUUGCCGGCAACAGCGAGAUCCCUAUUCUAUACCACGUGGAGAGAGUCCGGGACGGGAAGAGCUUCAUCACACGGACCGUGCAAGCGCGCCAGAGAGGAAAAUGUAUCUUCACCACGACGUUGAGUUUUAUGAAGGAGGGUUCCGGCGGCAAAGAGACGGUCCAGCAUGCGACCCGAAUGCCCACGGACGUCGUCCCCCCGCCGGACGCAGACUCGGACCGCCAGAACGUGAGCUUCGACGACCGGCCGUUUGAAUCGGUGCGCAUCCCCAUCACCAACCGCAGUGGACCGCCGUCGGAGCGCAAAUUGCGACAAUGGAUCCGCGCGCGCGGCCGCAUCUCCGACUGUCCCCCAAACGUCCGCGAAGAGGAAUUGCAGUCCGGCCAGCGGGCGAACCGGCCUGGCGACAACCACCAAGCCCAUUUGAGCGCGCUGGCCUACAUGAGUGAUUCAUACUUUAUCGGCACGGUGGCGCGGGUGCAUACUCUACAACGCUUCGCCAACCGCCGCAACAUCGAACGCACACUGAGUACCUUCCGGGGCUCAGAAGAAGAGAAGAAGGAGAUGCGAAAGUACCUCGAAGACAUUGCCAAGGAGGAAGAAGAGGAGCACGCCGAAAUGGCCUUGACCAAGAGAGACGACCGCCGCAUCGGCAUGAUGGUGAGCUUGGACCACACGAUAUUUUUCCACAACCCGCGGGCGUUCAGGGCGGAUGAGUGGAUGUUGACGGAGAUGGAUAGUCCAUGGGCCGGCGACGGGAGAGGUUUGGUCAUGCAGAGAAUCUGGAGCAAGGACGGGGUGUUGAUCGCGACGUGUACCCAGGAGGGCGUGGUUAGGCUGGUUCAGAACCCCACGGACAGUAAGUUGUAGGAUAUUACUGCUGUUUUCGAGUGCGCUCUGGCCGUUAACGGGUGAGUUUUGACGAUGAUUUUGGGCGGUGGACGGUACGACUGUCUUCUUUUGAUUGUUUUCUGUACUAUCUUCACCCCGGCACGGUAUCGGAAUGUAUAGUGGUAUAGACAGGCCUCUGGAUCUGGAGAGAGCAAAUCCGUCGCUUCCGUUCUGGACCUUGGAACCGAGCAUGAUGAUCCGCUUUC